Molecule: messenger RNA, 558 nt
Organism: Haliotis rubra (blacklip abalone)
Lineage: Eukaryota; Metazoa; Mollusca; Gastropoda; Lepetellida; Haliotidae
Product: delta-like protein 1
Exons: 3
Coding region: 103-441 (112 amino acids)
Source: RefSeq, a predicted model, not a curated record
UAAGCACAGAUAUAGGGAGACACUGUCGACUCAUAGCUUUAUCUCUGACCCACACUGAAGAAACAGACAUCAGUCUGCUGGACAUCCACGAAGACCUUCACCAUGUCUAUCUGGCUAACACCACUGGUGGUUCUUUGCACAGUGUGUCUGUGUGUGGAGGGGACGCUGAAGACCAUGAAUGGUCAGCUGGUGAACGUGGUGGACAACUGCGACCCUGCUGACCCCAACUCGUGCGGGGCGGGCAAAUGCUGUGUCAAAGAGGGCAUGGCUUACAUACCUGAGGCCACUGGCCCUAAACCUGCAUACGUUAUCCGUUGCCAGGCUCAUGGUACCACGGGACGGAUGUGUUUCAUCAACAUGAACUCUCACGAGACUUGUCCCUGUGCUAAUGGGCUCACAUGCAAGGCUGGAGUACUGGGUUUCUUUGGCCACUGUUCGUAAACAUAUCGGCAAAUAGACGGGGGAAUCGACAGGUAUUGAUAUCUGAACAAACCUGUGUACAUUCUGUAAACAACCAGCCAUCACCCCCAAAUGAAAUAAAAUCUUGACAAUGUUUCA